Ochlerotatus camptorhynchus is the source of this 4833-nucleotide messenger RNA. RefSeq lists its product as uncharacterized. The record is from RefSeq and is a predicted model, not a curated record. The coding region runs from base 1 to 4833 and encodes 1610 amino acids. The transcript has 2 exons. Gene Ontology annotation, biological process: DNA integration. Lineage: Eukaryota; Metazoa; Arthropoda; Insecta; Diptera; Culicidae. Gene Ontology annotation, molecular function: nucleic acid binding.
AUGUCGGAUAAAAGUCCUCAUAGCGACGCAGUCGCGAGCUCGACCCCCAAAUCUCCAAAUCGUGCCAAUCCAGUGCAUAAAGCCACACCGGUGGUUCAGAGUACUUGUGCGAAUUGCGAUCAGCUGGACGAUGAUGAUAUGGUGCAAUGCGACACUUGCGAUGUGUGGCACCAUUUCUCGUGUGUGGGUGUUUCCGCGGACGUCAUGGACCAUAGUUGGGUUUGCUUGAAAUGCGCUACCGCGAAAGCAACCAAAUGUGUGAAAUCCCGAAGGAAGAAACCAGUGCAGAAAAAAUCGUUCAUCAAGAAGGUGGUUCGGCCAAGUAAUGCGAAAUGUGCGAAGAAGGUGACCGCUACAGCGAAGCGGGCCGAUGGUGUUGGUGUUUCGGAUGGGCAACGUGGAGCAGUUCCAGUUGCUACAACGAGCGGAAACAAGGAGCGUGUGAAGGCGGCAGUACAGUCGAUAGUGCGCAAAGCCGGUUCAGUUCGAGGUUCAGUUGCAUCGGCAGCAUCAGCCAAGGCGCGUUUGGAUGUGGAACUUAAGCGGAUUGAGGCAGAAGAAGCAUUGAUGCAGGAAGAGAUACGUCGUAAGCGGAAAUUAGUGAAGAAGAAAUUUGACGUCCUGAAGGAGAUGGCUGAUUUGGAAGGCAGUGGUGAGUCUGUUCCUGAUCUGCAGAUUUCCCGUAAGAAAGUGGUGGAUUGGUUGAAGCAUCGAGACGAGAAGCGUACGUCGAUCGAAGAUUCCAGCGUUGAUUCGGAAAACGAAAGCGAGACUGAAGAUUCGUGGGAGGAUGACGAUUCCAGCGAAGAUUCGAGCGAGGGUUCCGGAGAAGAGCCAACAUCUGUCAGUGAAACGGAUCGUUAUGACGAUGACAGGCGACGCAGGAGAUCGACGAUGAAACCAACCAGGAAAAUACGGAAAGACGCCAGCAGGCCCGUACGCAACAACCAACUCUCCAAAAACGAACUAGCAGCGCGCCAGGUCGUUCCCCGCGAGUUACCUAAAUUUAACGGUAAUCCUGAGGAAUGGCCAAUGUUCCUGUCUACGUAUGAGGAUACUACGAAGAUGUGCGGGUAUACCGAAGCCGAAAACAUGAUUCGUUUGAGAAACUGUUUGAAGGGGGACGCAUUCAAUGCCGUUCGAAGUUUCUUAAUGCGACCUGAAACUGUGGAAAGAGCGAUCAGUGCAUUGAAAUUGCGUUUCGGAAGGCCGGAGACAAUAAUCGAGUACCUGAAGGACAAAAUUGUGUCGAUGCCGAGUAUUAAGCCUGACGCUAUGGACAAGCUUGUGGAUUUUGCUCUAGAGGUACAAAAUCUGUGUGCCACUGUAGAAUCUUGUGGAGCACAAGAGUACAUGUUUGAUAUGACGCUGCUGAAGGAGUUCGUCAAGAAAAUGCCCCCGCAAAUACGACUGGACUGGGCGCGGUACAAAAGGAAGCUUUCCAAGGUGCAACUGACCACCUUCAGCCAAUGGAUCUACAAUUUGGCGGAAGAUGUGAACGUGGUGUUCGAGCCUCAGUGCCGAGGGAGCAAGAAUCAGGAAUUUCAACGAGUUCGAAAGGAAAAGUACGUGAAUACUCACUCAGAGGUCAUUGCCAAGGACAAACAUCAGCAACAGCAUUCGGCUCCAAGCAGCACAGUGACCGGAGACAGCAAACCUUGCCCGGCAUGCAAGGGUGAUUGCAAAAAUCUCGGGAAAUGCAAGCGAUUCCAGGAGCUAUCGUACGAAGCGAGAUGGGCGACAGUUCGUGGAUUCAACUUUUGCCGCAAGUGUUUACGACAGCACAAAGGUGGUUGCAACUCUGUUGUUUGCGGAAAGAAUGGUUGCACCUUCAAGCAUCAUGUAUUACUCCAUAAGGAUAUGUCUGUUCCAGCAGGACCGAGCAGAGGCGCAUUUAACACACGUGAACCGCAAAGUCAGAAUGAAGAACGCAAUGUGAAUACACACCAGUCUGGUAUGGGUCCCGGUUCUUUUCGCUACUUGCCAGUAACUCUGUUUGGAAAUGGAGUGCAGGCAAAGUGUCACGCCUUUUUGGACGACGGAUCAGAGCUCACUCUAAUCGACCAGGAAUUAGCCGAGGAGUUAAAUCUGUCUGGAGAUGUCCUUCCACUUUGUCUAAAGUGGACGGGUGGCACACACCGGUACGAGUCCAAUUCAAGGAGUGUAAACAUUGAGAUCAGCGGACACGGAGGGAAACGAACGUGGCUUCAGGACGUAAGAACGGUUGAAGAGUUGCAGUUACCUUUCCAAUCUUUGGAUAUGGCUCAUCUCGCGGAGAAGCACACAUACUUACGUGGAUUGCCGGUUGAAUCUUAUUCAAACGUCCGCCCGCGAAUACUGAUAGGUCUACGGCACGCCAAUCUCAUGUUAGUUCGUCGGAGCCGCGAGGGAACGAUAGGUGAACCGAUUGCCGUGAAAACAAAUCUCGGCUGGACGGUGUAUGGUGGUUGGACCAUGGAGAACUCGUUAAACAACACCAGUCACACUUAUCAUAUCUGUACCUGCAACGAGCAAAGCGAAACAUAUCUCAACCAAAUGGUAAAAGACUACUUUUCCAUCGACAGUUUGGUAGUCAAGCCGAACCAGCUCCGAAUGUCUAAAGAUGACGAACGUGCCAUGUCACUGCUUGAAUCUCGUACACACUUCAACGGAGUCCGCUACGAAACGGGACUGCUGUGGCGUUCUGAUAAAAUUCGUUUGCCGGAUAAUGAAGCUGUAGCAGUUCGUCGUUGGAGAUGUUUGGAGAAGCGCAUGGAAAAGGAUGAGGAUCUGGCGAAUACCAUGAACGAGAAGAUUGCGGAAUAUAGGACGAAAAACUACAUCCGUAAGUUGACAUCGGAGGAGCUUGCAGCAAAGUACGAUCGGGUUUGGUAUUUGCCUAUUUUCCCGGUAUUCAACCCAAAUAAACCCGGAAAAGUGCGGAUUGUCUGGGACGCUGCCGCACAAGCGUAUGGAAUAUCCUUGAACUCGGCACUCCUCACUGGUCCAGAUCUACUAGCAUCGUUGGUUGGCAUACUAUAUCGGUUUCGGGAGUAUCGGAUCGGUGUGUGUGCGGACAUUCGAGAGAUGUUCCACCAGAUGGGGAUAAUUCCCGAAUACCAGCAUUGCCAGCGUUUCCUGUGGGGUGAUCGUGAUGAAGACGGGCCGAGCACAUACAUAAUGCAAGUUAUGACCUUCGGAGCGAGCUGUUCCCCAGCCACGGCCCAGUAUGUGAAGAACAGGAACGCCGACAGAUUCGAGGAAGAAUUUCCGGAAGCGGUAGCCGUCAUCAAAGAAGGGCACUAUGUGGACGACAUGGUGAUAAGCGUAGAAACGGAACAGAAAGCGGUUGAGCUGGCUGAAGCAGUACGGUUCAUACACAUGCAAGGUGGAUUUGAGAUCCGUAAUUGGGUAUCGAACUCGUCAUUGGUACAACUCAAAAUGAACGGAGAGAAGGCGGUUGAAAAGGACUUAAAUAUUACUACCGAGCUAGCAAACCAGAAAAUACUGGGAAUGUGGUGGGAUACGCGAGAUGAUGUCUUCAAGUACAAGAUUUGCUGGACGAGAUUUGAUCAAGCGUUGCUCAAUGGAAGUCGUUGCCCUACAAAAAGGGAGAUUCUCCGGACGCUAAUGACAAUUUACGAUCCACUAGGUCUCAUCGAUCAUUUCCUGAUCCUGCUGAAAAUCCUCCUGCAAGAAGUAUGGCGCGCUAAUGUUCAAUGGGACGAGAGUAUUCCUGAGAAUUUGUUCGAGAGAUGGCGUGAUUGGGUACGUUUGCUGCCAGAGUUAGAACAACUGCGGAUUCCUAGAUGCUACCGGCAAAUUGUGACGUCAACGGAAGCUGCUACUAUCGAAAUGCACGUUUUUGUAGAUGCGAGCGAAAGCGCCAUGGCGGCGGUCGUAUACCUGCGAUUAACGGAAGGCGGUAACGUGGAAUGCGCGCUGGUGGCUGCCAAGACACGGGUAGCACCUAUCAAGUACACUUCAAUUCCACGGCUGGAGCUCCAGGCUGCUGUUCUCGGCUGCAGACUGGCGGCUAGCGUUACACAAAACCUGACAAUGAAAAUCUCCAAACGCACAUUCUGGACCGAUUCUCGGAAUGUACUUUGUUGGCUACGAGCCGACCACAAACGAGGUACACCUGUAGCCUUUUAUAGCGACCGAGGAACCAACUUUGUGGGUGCCAACCGGGUGCUACAGGAGAUCCAUCGGGUAAUCGACCAAAAUCAACUAAUGAACGAGUUCGUUACUUCAUCCACGGCUUGGCACUUCAACCCACCAGCGUCGCCCCACAUGGGCGGUAGUUGGGAGCGUCUAGUCCAAUCGGUCAAGCGCAAUCUGGUGGAAGUUCUACGUGUACGACGACCAAGCGAUGAAGAGUUAAGGAACGCUCUAACGGAAAUAGAAGGUGUACUCAACGCGCGCCCUCUUACUCACGUGCCCAUCGACGACGAAGCCGCACCAGCUUUAACUCCCAACCACUUCCUUUUGGGCUCAUCUGAUGGAUCUAAGCCGUUGACGACGAUCGAUGCGGAUACUGCGGUGUUACAACGAGGGUUCCCAACGUCCCAGUGGUUAGCAAACCUGUUCUGGAAACGCUGGAUUAGGGAUUACCUUCCCGAUAUAACACGGCGCUCGAAGUGGCACAUGAAGAUGAAACCUUUGCAGGUAGGAGAAAUUGUGGUCAUUGCGGACCACGAGAACCCCAGAAACUGUUGGCCCAAAGGGCGGGUCAUCGGAGUGGUAACCAGCGGAGGACAAACUCGUAAGGCUACCGUGCAGACUAUCAGCGGGAUCUACGAGCGGCCAACGGUGAAGCUGGCAGUGUUGGAUGUCAGGCGCGAGACGGAGUAA